GAAGAGAUGUCUCAGGUUCUGGACGCCAUGUUUGAAAAACUCUGCACAGAAGGCGAGCACAUCAUUGACCAAGAUGAUGACGGGGAUAACUUCUAUGUCAUUCAAAGCGGGACGUUCAACAUUUUCGUGAAGGUCGACGGCAUGGAGAAGCUGGUGGGCUGCUAUGACAACAAAGGCAGCUUCGGAGAACUGGCUCUAAUGUACAACACCCCGAGAGCAGCCACAAUAAUUGCAACCUCGCCUGGAGCCCUUUGGUGCCUGGAUCGUCUGACAUUCAGGAGGAUCAUAGUGAAGAACAACGCCAAGAAGAGGAAGAUGUACGAAGCCUUUAUUGAAACUCUACCACUGCUUACAUCCUUAGAAGUGUCCGAGAGAAUGAAGGUGGUAGAUGUGCUAACCACUAGGGUGUAUGGGGAUUCACAGCAGAUUAUUGCUCAGGGUGAUUUAGCAGAUUGCUUCUACAUCGUUGAGAGUGGCCAAGUUAGAAUCACCAUGAAGAGAAGCCGGACAAAAAAAGACCAGGAGGAAGAGGAGGUGGAUAUCGCCAUGUGCACAAGGGGCCAGUAUUUUGGAGAGUUGGCUCUUGUCACAAACAAGCCCAGAGCUGCAUCCGCCUAUGCUGUGGGGAGUGUCAAAUGCUUGGUCAUGGAUGUUAAAGCCUUUGAGAGACUGCUCGGCCCAUGCAUGGACAUCAUGAAGAGAAACAUCGCUAACUACGAGGAGCAGCUGGUCACCUUGUUUGGAAGUAGCCCUGAGAUUGAGCAACAAAGCGCAUGAGGUGACCGCAAUGGACCAUAGAGGAGUUGAUAGACAAAAAGAAAAUAAAAAAAGAAGAAAAAGUCUUAUGUGGAUGUUUUCCACAUCACUACUUAAAACAGCUUUUGUAAAAGAAAAAAAAAGACAUAAAUGUAAAUAUCCACCACACUACAUUUGAGUGUCAGGUAAACACAACGUGAUACAACGCCUGAUGAACAAUCGUCACAACCGCAGUGAGCCAAAGCAGAGUUGCUUACAGCUUGUUUAACUCCAUUUCUCAUGACUUCCACAUGAAAAAAAGAAAAAAAAUAUGUGCACAUUUUACUUGUCAGUGUCAGGUGCUUUGUUUGUUCGCAAAUGGAACUCUUCGUUCAACUUUCACUUUUAUUCAAAAAAUCUUACAGCGACACAAACAGUAUAACUUUGUUUGUAAAUUUCUAAACCUUAUGUGUUCUAAACCAGGUGCCAAAGCCAAUUCCUAUUGGGGAUAAUUGGGAGCAAAUAUUUCCCACAUUCUCCCAUUAUUAUAGGAGGUGCAGUGGAACAUGAGCCCAAACGCGACAAAAAGCAGAUUAACUAUCCUCACAAGAACAUCGUUGGCAUUGUGAUCACAGCAGAAUGUAGUUAUACAAAAAAAAUGCAUCUCUGUUUAUCAUGUGACCAUAAACACAGAACGUUAUUGUUGGUCAGUGUUUGAGGCGUUUUGCCCUGUCCUCUGCUUUUGCAGCAAAGCAAACUUCAGAGUAAGCUGAUAGUUUUUUAAGAGUUAUAAAACACAUUACUGUACAAUUUUAAAUCUAUUUACUGUUCCACUUUUUAAAAAAGCCCCCUUCUUAACCAUAUUCAUUAUAGGCAAUGCAUUGAUUUUGCUAUUUUAUUGUAAAAAAACAUUUUUGUGUAGGUGAAAUAUACCUUAUUGAGACAUAUUAUUGCUGUCUACCUCUGCCAAAUCAUACAAACCUUCGCUGAACUGAAAUCCAAUGUGAUUCUUUUUUCUUCUAUUGUUUAUGUAACUGAAAGUCUUAUGUAGUUCUGUCUGCAAAUGUUUUCUUACAUAAAAAUGCUGAAUUCUCACCAUCACAUUCUGGUAGCAAAUUCUGAGUUUUGAUGGAAAAACUUAAAGUGUCUAGCAGAAAAUGGUUUCACUUUUCAUGUCAAUAAAGACCUUUUUUUAAAUUC
Molecule: messenger RNA, 1935 nt
Organism: Austrofundulus limnaeus
Lineage: Eukaryota; Metazoa; Chordata; Actinopteri; Cyprinodontiformes; Rivulidae
Gene: prkar2b
Product: protein kinase cAMP-dependent type II regulatory subunit beta
Biological process (GO): negative regulation of cAMP-dependent protein kinase activity
Cellular component (GO): cytosol; cAMP-dependent protein kinase complex
Molecular function (GO): protein kinase A catalytic subunit binding; cAMP-dependent protein kinase inhibitor activity; cAMP binding
Source: RefSeq, a predicted model, not a curated record